ACAAAAACAACGAGGAAAACAGAUGAUGCAUAAUGAAGUUUGACUUGAAAGACACACACCAACCAAAUGGAUAAUGAGAAUACGACGCUUAAAACAGGAUAUCUUCUGAAAUUCGAGCCAAAUAAAAGAUGGAAAAUCAGAUGGCUAGUUCUUCAUGAAGAUCAGCUGACUUGUCAUCACAGACGUGACAAAACAGUGAUAGUAACAAUCGUUUCAUUACAAGGAGCAUCAGUUAUCUGCCCUUGUAUAGAUGACCCAGUAGCUGAUGCCCAGGGAGUAUUCAAGAUAGUUUUGCCUGAGGGUGAGGAGAUAUACCUACAGGCAGCAGGUAGGAAGGACCGUGAAGGAUGGGCCCAUGCCAUUGGUGCUGUGAUACGCUCCAUCUCUGGGUCAAAACAGGUUUCCAAUGGCAGUGUACCAUUUCCAGCCUUCAGAGCUAAAGUCAAUGUUAGCGAGAUACUCGGGGCAAUACAGGACCCUGAUGCUGGAGUCAUGUUGGCCAACCAUGUCCGGAAUGGGGCUGUUCAUAAAAACUGCUUCAAAGGCAGUGAUGUGGUUGAUUGGCUGCUUCGUUGGUCAAUAGUGCGUAAGCGUGAUGCUGGAUCAGCCAUGGUCCAAACUGUUCUCAAGUUAGGACAUGUCCAGGAAGUUGAUAUCAACGACGGAGCAGCGGGAGCCUCCGCAAAGUUCAGUGACGAUGAUAAACUUUACAGAUUUACUUCUCUGAAUCUUGGUGGCAAGAGGAGCAGUUACUAUGACAGCACAGACAGUGACUCGGAAUCUUCAGAGGAAGAGGAAGAUAAUGUUGACGUCGACGUCAAACUCAGGAAGGGCAAAAUUCUCAGGGAAAGAUUCUUAUUAAAAAGGCGACAUAUAGCAAAGGACUGGCGAGUUGUACGGGUUGUGUUGAGGGAAAAACCAAGCACCAUUGAGUAUGGCAGAGCCAUUGCGCAGUGUACUGGGUCGGUGUUAGUGUCCAAGUUCAUUGAUCUGGAGAAGUAUGAUGUCCAGUUGUCCAGAAAAGACAGCUUUUCAUCUGGCGGUGCCAGUAAGGGAAAAGUGAAGAAGAAAAUUUGCCUGAAGGACAAAACUGGGAAAGGUCGAUGUCAUAUCUUCAAGGUCAAGGAUGAGGAGGAAUGGUAUGAGUGGAACUCCGUUCUCCAGCAGCUUACUGGUCAGAAACAAGUUACGCUCUAAUUCAUAUACUGAUAUAGCAAAGGCAGUUUUUCUUACACAGAAUCUGAUCAAUCUGUUUUUGCUCUCCACAAAUAAGAAAUAACAGUAGUUUUUUGAUGGUCAGUUUUAUUUGGUACGCACAAGCUGAAUAGUUGGUUAACUCACGCUUACUUUGAAGUGGAUUGGUAAGAUAAACAAUGUAUUUUAGUACAAUGUAUUUUAAUACAAUGUAAUUUUGAACUUUGAAGCUGGUAAUACAGACUUGUCAGUUAUUUUGGUAUACUAGAAAAUUUAGUAAUUAAUGGUAUAUGCUCCAAGAAAGAACAGUUGAACAAUUUGAUGAAAUGGUUGAUUUUGUGCAAUUUAACUCUUGAUUAGUACGGAAUGUAUUUCAGAGAAAAAUGUUGCUUUAAUGGAAACGAGUGGUCAGUUGGUUGUUAUGAACUAAUAGUUCUGCACCUACAUCCUUGAUACUUAAGGAGUUUUGUCACUUAUACUCUCUACACCUGGAAUUUGUCAUAACAAAAUUAAAGGCUCAGUAACCACCAUCUUGUAGAUAAAAUAAAUAGUUAAAUCCCUUGAUGUACAUCAAACGAAUCUCCAGAUCAGUGUACUGUUAAAUUGACUGGCUUUGAACCUUGUUGUCACUCCUCUGCGAUCUUUAGGAAAUCUUAGUGAUUGGUGAGAUUAUUAUUUUCUGUAUACCAAUCAAGUAAUUGGUCGCAUGCCUUCGAUUUAUCUAUGACAUAUACCAGGGGUACUGUAAAGAGUGUCGAGGAUGGCUACGUCGUUGACAUGGUACAAAGAACCUGAUUGGCUGUUGAAUGUUUUUAUGUAAAUGAGAAGUCAAGGAUGGUACAAUUUUACUGAUUUCUUUAUAAGUAAUGGAUGAAAAUGUAAUGCUACAAAAACGGUGUGGAAUAUCAUUGUAGCUAAACUUUAUAAAGAUUUCUCUGUGAUAUUUCUUCCUAAACUAGUAUUUGUAAUACAGAUGUCCCCAUGUGUGGACAGGUUACUUCAUAUAUACAUUGGUAGACCAUUACACAUAUGUCUUAAUGUGUUACAUGGGUAUCUUCAAAAGUAAAGAACUUCACAAAGAUGCACCACUAGAUAUAAGCCCAAGUGGAAUAACUCAUAAACUUGAUACAAAAGUAGGGGAUAGAUUUAAUUCUGGUUGUAAAUGGUAUUUGGUAGACACCCUUCAUUAAAUACACCAUUUUGCCAUGAUGCUGAAAUCUCUGAUCGCCACUAAUGUUACUAAAAUUAGAAUCAAGUAGGUUUACACGUCACUAUUUGUACACUCUAUGUGCCAUUUGUCAUGCAUCAUGUUUUGCUAAUCCAAUAUGGGUCACCAUUCGGUUGAAACUUGCUAUUAUCAACCGUUCAGCUUGAUUACUUUACCUGAGUCAUUCCUGACAAUUUGUUAUCAGAUUUAACUCCCAUCACUUGGUUCAACUUGGCCAUUGUUGUUUAUCAAAUUUUAAAAAGUGUUGUUUGUUUAAUAAGGAUUGAUCUGAUGAUCUCUUCCUCUCUGACAGGCCGGUAUUAACAUCUGCAAAUUUGUCGGAAUUCAUGCUAGAAAUGUUGUAUUUAAAGAAUCAGUUUGAACGCAUAUAUAGGACAGGCCUCAUGCUCAUUUUUAAUAGACAAAGAACAAGAACUGUAAAAUAUGCCAAGGGAGGUCACUCUUAAUGGCUACUAUGUUUUUAUACGCAGAACACUAGAUAUUGUGUCAGAGAAACACUAUUGAUAAAUCUUUAAUCAAGUAUUGAGUUCAUCACAGGUGAUAACCAAAAUAAUUAACAUUUAAUAGUAAUUAUACAGAAAACAGGGAUGGUUAACAAAAUAAUUAAUGUUUAAUGAUGAUUAUACAGAAAACAGAGAUGGUUAACAAAAUAAUUAACAUUUAAUGAUAAUUAUACAGAAACAGGGAUGGUUAACAAAAUAAUUAACAUUUAAUGAUAAUUAUACAGAAAAUAUAGAUGGUACACAAAAUAAUUAACGUUUAAUGAUAAUUAUACAGAAAACGGAGAUGGUUAACAAAAUAAUUAACGUUUAAUGAUAAUUAUACAGAAAAUAUAGAUGGUACACAAAAUAAUUAACGUUUAAUGAUAAUUGUACAGAAAACAGAGAUGGUUUACAAAAUAAUUAACAUUCAUUGAUAAUUAUACAGAAAAUGGAGAUGGUUUACAAAAUAAUUAACACUUAAUGAUAAUUAUACAGAAAACGGAAAUAGUUUACAGAAUAAUUAACAUUCAUUGAUAAUUAUACAGAAAACGAGAGAUAACAGCCAAAACAAUUACUGAAACAUUUAAUGAUAAUUAAACUGCUGUCUCUACAGUCGACAUGUAAGGCAUUCAUUCUGUAUCGUCACAAGAUAUUCUCACGAAAUAACCAUAGUGAACGUUUUCAGAAUUCUAAAUAAAUGUAUUAUUUAAAAAAUAUUUCCUUCCAUAUAUAUUGUCUUAUUUACGUAUUUCCUGAUUUUGAAAUCUUAACUCAUUUUAUCUGUCUUUUAUGGAAAAUUGACAUUUAUCCUGAUGAUAAAACUUAGCAAAACUUGUGUAUUGGAAGGGUUUUUGCCCUUUCAACAAAUAUCCAUUUUAAGAUACUGGAUGAGUUUCUAUUUCAAAUUGCCAUAAAUCUUUAAUUAUAUGUGCAUGCUAUUUUCUUUGAACCUUAUGUUUCACUAUUACUCCUCUAUGGAAAGGCCUAAACAGACAGUAAUGUUAAGGUAUUACAAGAAAAGGCCAGGAGUAUACCAAAUUUUCAGAGAUUUAUAUAAACGUAUGUCAUUAUGGGUAUAUUUUCUGUUAUUACAAAACAUUCCUUUAAUUACAAAAUUUCUUAACUCUUCCCCUCCGUUCAAAAAGGAAAAAUAUCACUCAAUUUAAUUUUCUUUGUACUAUUUGAAAUUUUUUUAAAGUGAAUUUGCAGUCUAUGGUUUUUACUUUUGGGAGGAAUCUAUUAUAUACCAGCCACAUAUCUGAAGUUUAGGACACACUUAACGUGUUAGUUAUUGAGAUGUUCUGACAUGUGAUUUGAUCACAACAGGUUACCAUAUUUUAUGAGUGGGUAAGUCAGAAGUUCAUGCCUCAGCUCCAAAAAUCUGAGGGAAUUUUUGUGACUCAUGGCUUGCUAAUUUAGGUUCCAUCUUGUAUUGAGUAACAGUGUCCAGUUUCUCAAAGGUGAUUAGCUUAAUCACUUGAUUAGCGAAAUUCUCAUUUCUCCUUUACUUCAAAACCUGUGUGUAUUCUUUAAAACAGGCAGGUAGGAGGAGAUUGAAGUGUCAUGAAAUUUUAUAAAGUUUUACCAGAAAUAAUUUUAUCAGGAUUGAAAAGUGCUGUUAACUUGUGAUUAGCCUAAUCAUCUUUUGAUCAACCAAACCCUGAUAAUUUGAAGUUCUAAUAUAUCGCUUUCUUCAGUAAAGGAGAAAACUUACUCUAUCAAUCAAAAUACAUUGUAUAUCAAUUAAUAUUUAUAAAUAUUUAUUCAUUACACAAUAUACUUCAUGAGGCAUUCAAGGUACUUUCACAUCCUUCAUUGUCAUCAUGUCAAAUUUUCUUUAUCAGGUCAUGUUUAUGACAUUGCUGAAAAACUUGCCAUGGCCAAAUACUGACCAUAUACUGUCCAUAUACUGUGUUUUAUGGAAAUAUAUCAACCUAAAACAAUCCUAUAAAAUUAUGUGAUACAAUGUCCCCAGCCAUUUAUAUCCGAAUUCCUGAGAGAUCUUCCCUAUAUCUUAAAAUUGUGCAUGAUUUAAUAUACAUUCGAAUGGUGCCAUAUUUAUAUUGUGUUCUAUAUAUUAAGUUUUUUUUUUAUUUCAAUUUUUUUUUUUGCAUUGUAAACAAAUUGUUUACACUUUAACAUUGUCCUUUGAUAUGCUGCCUGCAUUUGUUUACCCAAAAACAACUACCAUUUGAUAAUAAAAAAUUAAGUGGUACCAUUUCAUAGUAAAACCUUGUUAUACUGCCACCAUUAUACAGUAAAACCUUGUUAUACUGCCACCAUUAUACAGUAAACCUUGUUAUACUGGCAUCAUAGCUGAUCGCAGUUAUGCAGCCAACAUUGCUUAGAAACAUAUUUAUAAUCUAAAGAUGCUUUGAAAAAUUUUGAGGGAGGCAUAACAAAAAUUUUAAGAGAAACAUCAAAAUAUCUUGGCAGAAAUGUAUGUUUGAUGGCAAAAAAUAACUGACGGUAACCAUAUAUUUGAUUGAGUUAUCUCCCUUCCUCCAGAAAAAAAUCAAUCCAAUUCACUGUGGGAUACGUAUAUACUCUACCUUCGAUAUUUUCUAUUGCCAGUAACAAGGCAGCAUUUAUAUAUAAUCACCUAUGCACUGUUGUCUCCCUAUACAUCUUUACUGGGUUUAUCAUAAUUCAUAGCUUCCAACAGUCCUCACAUUUCCUGCAUCCCUUACAUUGCUAAAUGUUGUACUCUGGGUUUGUUGUUAUUUUUACAUAUAGCAAAAAAUAUGAAAAGAGAGAAAUUAUUAGAUGAAUGACAUUUAAAAAAACAGAUUUGUUUGGUAGAGAUAUUAUAUAUUUUUAAGUAUAUAAGACUUUACAAUGCUACAGGGAUAGAAGAUCAAGUGUUUGUAGUAAGCCUAUUAGAUAUAAAGGGUCCCAUAGAUGAAUGGUUCCCAAAUGGCUCUUUUAACAGAUUUCUUAAAGACUGUUUUCCUGAUAGAAUUUCUCUGGGAAAUACAGCAUGUAUGAAGUGUUAACUGAAAUCCGUGGUUAUUUACUUUAUAUCUGUGUAUAUCUGGUAAGUUGAAGGUCUCAUACACUGAAAAUAAAUCUUUUAUUUCUAAAUCCAUGAAUUUUGCAUCUGAAAUCAAAAUUUAUUUAUAUGUCUGUUAAAGCCAUAAUUGUUUAUGUGCAAUUCAUCACUGGUCCACAGAUUUUACACUUUAAUCCAUAGUUCAAAAGUUUUUGUUAAAAAAUUCAGAUCUUGGAUUUGGAUGAUCUUCUAAUUAAUCAGUUCGUUGACCUGAUAGUGAUUCGGAAAGAUACAUGUAUAUCAUACUUAUACCCAGUCAUACUAUAUAUUUAACAACAUUGUAGUACAAAACCGUCAAUAUACAGUAUAUAUACCAGAGGACAAAAUCAUCAAUAUACAGUAUAUAUACCAGAGGACAAAAUCGCCAAUAUACAGUAUAUGUGUACCAGAGUA
Molecule: messenger RNA, 6349 nt
Organism: Pecten maximus
Lineage: Eukaryota; Metazoa; Mollusca; Bivalvia; Pectinida; Pectinidae
Product: pleckstrin-like
Exons: 10
Coding region: 67-1197 (376 amino acids)
Biological process (GO): intracellular signal transduction; actin cytoskeleton organization
Cellular component (GO): plasma membrane
Source: RefSeq, a predicted model, not a curated record